Molecule: messenger RNA, 4111 nt
Organism: Stegostoma tigrinum
Lineage: Eukaryota; Metazoa; Chordata; Chondrichthyes; Orectolobiformes; Stegostomatidae
Product: histone-lysine N-methyltransferase PRDM9-like
Exons: 12
Coding region: 1-3366 (1121 amino acids)
Molecular function (GO): protein binding
Source: RefSeq, a predicted model, not a curated record
AUGCGCCUGAAGGCCGUGGCGCGCGCGUGCGUGGAACUCUCCCCAACCCUCGCCACUCCAUUGGCUGUUGGUGCCUGCGACGUCAGGGCGCUUACCCCGCCUCCUCCCCGAGCCGCACAGGAUUGCGCGUGCGCGGGAGGCGGUGGGCCGCAGGGAGGUGACAAGGUGAUGCUUAAUGGAAGCAUGAAUUCAGAUCAGUGUGAUGGGGUGCAGGCAGCAGCUCUGAGGGAGCUAAGAGAUGACAUCAGCGCUCCGCAAAGAAGUAACAGUGAAAAUGUUAACUUGUCUUGUGAAGACUGUCAGGAUUAUUUUGUGGGUGGCUGUGCUGCCCAUGAACCACCAGUGUUUGUCACUGACACGCCAGUUGGGAUUGAUACCCCUUCGAGAGCAUUUUACAGCAUUCCUCAUGGACUUGCAGUGGGACCAUCAGGGAGUCACGAUGGAGGGCUUGGAGUGUGGUGUACAGCAAAGGCCAUUCCUAAAGGUGUGAUAUUUGGACCAUAUGAAGGCCAGGUUGCUGUUGAACAAGGUUCUAUUGAAAAGCUAUAUUCCCAGAUGGUGCAGGAGAGGAAUUUGUCCAAACCAGGGACCUUUGAUGAAUCUAAAUGCAACUGGAUGAGGUUUGUGAAUCUUGCUAAGACGCCAGAAGAGACAAAUCUGACCCUUUCCCAGAUUAGUGGAAAGCUCUAUUACAGAGUGUGUCGCUCAAUUGAACCAGCACAUGAACUGUUUAUCUGGCACGGGGAUGUAGAAGUAAAUAGACCUUGGCAUAAAAGCAGACCAGCUGGAGAGAAACUUAGCAAUGUUUCUGCAUACAACAACAUGGAGUCGCCCCAGGCAUGUUCAGCGCAACAGAAACAAAGAAUAAAAACUGAGGAAGAGCCAGACCCAACUGAAGACGAGCUGCGCUGUUGGAAUGCUACAGAAGUUCAAUCACACCAUAACUUUGACCAGAUGAAGACACCCCUGGGAGAUUCAGUUAAUGAAGUUCAACCAAAAAGUGAACCUCAGAAUGUUUGGUUUGAGAAUGACUGUGGACACGAUGAAGGAGAGACUCUACCAGGGGAUGGUUUGGUCAAUGGUUUACAACAGUUGGAUAGUAAUCUCUCCCAAGACGAACAAUGCUCCUUUGAGUGCCUCUUAAGUUUGGAAAACUAUAAAGCACCAAUUAGAUUCAGUGAUAAGAAUAGAAGGACAUUGAAUCCCAGCUCACCAAUCUGUAACAAAGAGAAGCGUUUUAACUGUGACUAUUGUGAAAGGAAAUUUUUUCGUAAAGAGCAUUUAACGAUGCACCUCCGCACACACACGGGUGAGAAGCCCUUUGCAUGUGAAGAGUGCGGAAGGGCAUUUGCAGAGAAGUGGAACCUCAAAGAGCAUCGCCGCACCCACACUGGCAUACGACCUUACCCCUGCCGCUUUUGUGGCAAAGCAUUUUAUCGCAGUUCCCAUCUGAAGGUGCAUGUCCGUCGUCACACUGGAGAGAAACCCUAUAAAUGUGACAACUGCCAUCAAAUGUUUGUAGAUUCAUCAUCCCUUCAGAAACACAGGCGGUUUCCUUCAGUGUGCUGUAAGAAUGCAAUAUUCGUGAAUACACAGGGGAUGGAAGCAAUGGAACGCCAAGUGCCAAACAGUUGUGAUGAAGCUAACAUUGACGACAGGCAGCUAAACCCAUCAGGAAAUAAAGUUUCAGUUAAUGGAGUUCUUCCAGAUAAUGGACAGUGUGAUCUUCCAAACCCUCAGUGUGAGAAUGAAAGGUGGAGUGUACCUGGGGAUGGUUUAGUCAAUGGUUUACAGCAGUUGGACAGUAACCUCUCCCGAGAUGAACAAUGCUCCUUUGAGCGCCUGUUAAACUUGGAAAACUAUAAAGCACCAAUUAGAUUUGGUGAUAAGAAUAGAAGGACAUUGAAUCCCAGCUCACCAAUCUGUAACAAAGAGAAGCGUUUUAACUGUGACUAUUGUGAAAGGAAAUUUUUUCGUAAAGAGCAUUUAACGAUGCACCUCCGCACACACACGGGUGAGAAGCCCUUUGCAUGUGAAGAGUGCGGAAGGGCAUUUGCAGAGAAGUGGAACCUCAAAGAGCAUCGCCGCACCCACACUGGCAUACGACCUUACCCUUGCCGUUUUUGUGGCAAAGCAUUUUAUCGCAGUUCCCAUCUGAAGGUGCAUGUCCGUCGUCACACUGGAGAGAAACCCUAUAAAUGUGACACUUGCCAUCAAACAUUUGUAGAUUCGUCGUCUCUUCAGAAACACAGGCGGUUCCCUUCAGCUUGCUGGAAGGCUGACCAGAUGGAAUCAGCAACAACGCACCUUAUUAUGCCAAUGAAUGAACUCGGUCAAAAUUAUAAUGCAGCUGCCACAGAAGAUUUGCAAUUUAUCCAAGGCAAUAACAUGGAAAACAAAAGACUUUACAGAGGGUCGAUCUGCACGCUUCCUGAAGUGGAGCCUAUUGAAGCAGAGUACUUUGAGGAUACAGGCUGCCAUCACUCUGAGGAUUUCACAGUACGUCCCAACUACAACGGCAGCUGUGCAGCAGGUGCUUUUUUAGGUCGAACUUUGUCACUGAUGAAUGACUGGUCGCUUAAUGAGAAAAAAACUAGCGCUUCCUACUCUCCAGUGAAUUGCAUAAACUACAAAACUGAUAACAAAGCCAACUCCUGUUUGAGACCUUUGAGUGUUGGUAAGACAUUAAAGGAGGUUGCAUCACUAAGCAAUGACAUUAUUUCUGCUGGAAGGAAUUGUUUUAAAUGUGAAUACUGUGGGAGGCGAUUUUUGCGCAAAGCACAGUUAACAAUGCACAGACGCACACACACUGGAGAGAAGCCAUAUGUGUGUGAUGAAUGUGGUCGAGGUUUUGCAGAAAAGUCUAACUUAAAUGACCAUCAUCGAACUCACACAGGUGAACGCCCUUAUGCAUGUACUUUCUGUGUCAAAACAUUUCACCGUAGUACGCACCUAAAAGUACAUCUCCGCCGCCACACUGGAGAGAAGCCAUACACAUGUGAGGAUUGCAAGAAAACAUUUGUGGAUUCUUCUUCCCUUCAGAAACACAGGCGAUUUCCCUCAGAUUUAUGCAGCACCCUCUGCAAGCAAAACCCCAAAAAGAACAUGUGUUCCACAGAUAUUUCAGUGAACUGUAACUCUGUCCAUACCUCGGAUUUCAGUGGUUCUGAAGGAAAACCAGUUGCCAAUACUCAUACUCACAUUAGCAAUGGAGAGAAAUUGGAUUACACAUUGAUUUCAGAGAGUGGGAGAUAUGUAAAGAACAGUUUUGAUGCACUAUUGGAUGAGCAGUUACUUACUCCUCAAACCGAAGUGGAGGGGAAACCCGCUACACAUUCCAAACAUUCUGUGAGCUAUUUGCACUAAAUAUGUUGCUCACCAUUUAAAAUUAGACACCCCUGAAGACUGUGCAGUCAGACACAGCAAAAUGUAACAGCAAUGAGCAUUGUUCUUCAUACACAAACAAGUGACCUUACAUCUGCACUUCCAGACAAGUGGACCAAUUCCACCUGCAAAACUCCCCCUACAAGUAAGGGACUUGGUCGUGAAUAAUACCCUUCUAUCAUGGGCAUUUAUGUUGUAAACAGGAUUCCGCAAAGUGACAGCAGCAAAACCAGCAUUGCAAAAAUCAUUCCACAGUCCCUCCUGUUUCCUGAUUUUAUUACAACUGGCAAUAAAUUCAGAAGCCAUUGCUUUUAAUGAAGAGGUGUGUUCCAUGUAAUAGUUUAUUUAAAACUUCAUAACAUUGUAAAACAGCUUUUUACUUACUACAGAUAAUAGAUGAAGAUUAACCAAAGAAAGACGCACACUACUGAAUCACAAUCCAUCACACGACAACAGAAGAAAAAUCUUGGCAUGUAAUUUCUCCAGUAACUUUACAGGAAAUGUAUUGAGAGUCAAUCCCCAUGGCUGAUUUAAUGGGUGAAAUUUUUAUUCAUUUGAAAUCCAUCCAUUUGCACAGAAUUAGAAUCAGGGCCCACAUGUCAAAUAGAUAACAAUGUUUUAGAAAUAACUGUGUUCCAGACAUGCACCUUUGUAUAUUUGCAGAUUGUGCUUUUGUUUAAAGGAGGGCUUGCUUUCACAAUUUCAGAAUAAAAGAGGAUAUUCAAUG